This is a messenger RNA of Apodemus sylvaticus (European woodmouse), 1420 nucleotides long. It is a transcript of the gene Kin, whose product is annotated as Kin17 DNA and RNA binding protein. Gene Ontology annotation, molecular function: double-stranded DNA binding. Gene Ontology annotation, biological process: DNA damage response; DNA replication. NCBI's taxonomy places the organism in Eukaryota, Metazoa, Chordata, Mammalia, Rodentia, Muridae. The record is from RefSeq and is a predicted model, not a curated record. The transcript has 5 exons. The coding region runs from base 63 to 1241 and encodes 392 amino acids. Gene Ontology annotation, cellular component: nucleus.
UGUCCCCGCGCGGGUCCAGUUCCGCUUCCGACGGCUUUGCUGUUGUAGCGCUGAGGGUUGCCAUGGGCAAGUCGGAUUUUCUGAGCCCCAAGGCCAUCGCCAAUAGAAUUAAGUCCAAAGGACUCCAAAAGCUUCGCUGGUACUGCCAGAUGUGCCAAAAGCAGUGCCGCGACGAGAAUGGCUUCAAGUGUCACUGUAUGUCUGAAUCUCAUCAACGACAACUGUUGCUGGCUUCAGAAAAUCCUCAGCAGUUUAUGGAUUAUUUUUCAGAGGAAUUCCGAAAUGACUUUCUGGAGCUUCUGAGGCGACGCUUUGGCACUAAGAGAGUCCACAACAACAUUGUGUACAAUGAGUACAUCAGCCACCGGGAGCACAUCCACAUGAACGCCACUCAGUGGGAAACGCUGACGGACUUUACCAAGUGGCUGGGCAGAGAGGGCUUGUGUAAAGUGGACGAGACACCAAAAGGCUGGUACCUUCAGUACAUAGACAGAGACCCGGAAACUAUCCGUCGGCAACUGGAAUUAGAAAAGAAGAAGAAGCAGGAUCUUGACGAUGAAGAAAAGACCGCCAAAUUCAUUGAGGAGCAGGUAAGAAGAGGCCUGGAAGGGAAAGAGCAGGAGACACCUGUUUUUACAGAAUUAAGCCGAGAAAAUGACGAAGAAAAAGUUACGUUCAAUCUGAAUAAAGGAGCCGGCAGCUCAGCGGGAGCUACAACGUCCAAGGCAGGCUCCCUGGGACCAAGUGCGCUGAAGACGCUGGGGAGUGCGGCAUCCGUGAAGCGGAAGGAGUCUUCCCAGGGCUCAGCUCAGCCUGCGAAGAAGAAGAAGAAGUCCGCCCUGGAUGAGAUUAUGGAGAUUGAAGAGGAAAAGAAAAGGACCUCGAGGACAGACUCCUGGUUACAGCCUGGGAUCAUUGUGAAAAUUAUCACGAAGAAGCUUGGGGAGAAAUAUCACAAGAGAAAAGGGGUUGUUAAGGAAGUGAUUGACAGGUACACAGCUGUGGUAAAGAUGACUGACUCUGGAGACAGGCUGAAACUGGACCAGACUCAUUUAGAGACAGUCAUUCCAGCCCCAGGGAAAAGGGUUCUAGUUUUAAACGGAGGCUACAGAGGAAAUGAAGGCACCCUGGAAUCCAUCAAUGAGAAGACUUUUUCAGCCACAAUCGUCAUUGAAACUGGACCUUUGAAAGGACGCAGAGUUGAAGGUAUUCAAUAUGAAGACAUAUCUAAACUUGCUUAAGUUUGAAAAUUUGUUAACAACACAUUGAAAUUGUAAAGCAUCAAAUUGAUGUUAGCCAAGGCACUGUGUAACUCUACUGUGUUAGGGGGUUUGUUUUGUAUUAAAAAAAUCAUCUAUUUAAAUACUACUGAAUAGUUGUUUGGGUAAAUUUAUAAUAAAAUCUUAUGUUUUUUUUUUAA